Messenger RNA from Lachancea sp. 'fantastica', 2085 nucleotides. Lineage: Eukaryota; Fungi; Ascomycota; Saccharomycetes; Saccharomycetales; Saccharomycetaceae. The record is from the annotation of a GenBank genome assembly.
AUGACAGACCUCACUCCACACGGAACGGCGGCUGAACCCGGUAGCGGCUCGGAACUGAACGGCCGAACAACAACGGGAGCCCAGGAUGCCGGAUCCGGCUUUGGAUUUCCGGGCCAGCCGGAGUCUCAGAAACAGCAGCAGCAGCAGCAGCAACAGCAACAGCAACAGCAGCCGCAGCAGCCGCAGCAGCAGCCGCAGCCACCUCAGGAGAGCGCGCAGCAGCAGCAGCAGCAGCAGCUCACGCCGCAGCAACAGCCACAGAAACAGUCACAGACACAUCAGCAUCAACACCAUCCCGCGGAUGUCUCUGGCGGCAGUCCCGCGGACAGCAGCCGGCGCGAAAACGCGCUGGUUUCUGCGCCGGUUUCUGCAGUGCAUGGCGCUGGUCCCACGGCUGCGAUAGCGCCACGCGAACAACAGUGGCAGCAGCAGCAGCAGCAGCAGCAACAUGCAUACCAGUACAGUCCGCAGGCCGGCGGCUACUACGCAGCUCCUGCAGGAUCACUGUUAGACGGUGCGCACGUUGCGCAGUACGCUUAUGCAUAUCAUCCAAAUGCUGCAGCACAGCAGCAGCAGCAGGCCCCAGAAGGCGGCCAAGCAUAUGCGGCUUCCUAUGGCGCGCCUGCCGGGUACGCAUACUACCCGUCGCUCUACAGCGGCGUUUCUGCGGACGAGCAGCUGCAGCAGCAUUAUGCAGCGCAUCAGACGCAGACGCAGCCCCAGCAACAGCAGCAACAGCAGCAGCAGUCCUCACAACAGCCCGCAGCUCCUUAUAUGUCGUAUCGUCAGUACGACCAGGCUCAGGCUCAAGCGCAGGCCCAAGCUCAGGCUCAGGCGCAGGCGCAGGCUCAAGCUCAAGCUCAAGCACAAGCACAAGCACAAGCACAAGCCCAAGCCCAGGCCCAUGCCCAGGCCCAAGCGCAGUACCAGGCCCAGGCCCAUGCUCAGUCAUACCAGUACCCCGGUUUCCGCUCUGCAGGUCCUGCUGAGGAGCUUUCCAACUCGCCUGUGGGCCACGGCUCGUACUACGGCGGCGUUGGCGCACCAGUGGUCUCAGAAGACGCCGCAGCGCAUGCAAAACGGCGCAACAUGGGCGUCGCUCCGCCACGUUCUUCGCAGGACGGCUCUGCACUACUGGGGCUGGCCACUGCGGGCGCGUCUGUGGACUUGGGCCAGCAUGCAUCGUCGCACGCGUCGCCUGUGCUGGGCCCACAUCCAGCUGCUCACAUAGUAGCCGCCAGGCCUCGUGUCACUACAACCGUAUGGGAAGACGAAAACACGCUGUGUUACCAGGUCGAAGCUAAUGGAGUCUCGGUAGUGCGCAGAGCUGACAACGACAUGAUUAACGGCACAAAGCUUUUGAAUGUGGCGAAAAUGACUCGGGGACGCCGAGACGGGAUUUUAAAGGCCGAAAAAAUUCGACACGUAGUCAAGAUCGGGUCCAUGCAUCUUAAGGGAGUGUGGAUCCCAUUCGAAAGCGCGUUGGCCAUGGCCCAGCGUGAAAAGAUCGCAGAUAUACUGUUCCCACUGUUUGUGCGCGACAUUCAGAGCGCCAUUCAACAUGGCGCGUCCUCGGUACUGGCAGCAACAAACAACAUGCCACCCCAGAUGGCCGUUUCCGCGCCACCGUCUAGGGGCGCGGCGUACUACCCAGAUUCUGUAGCAUCAGCGGCGGCGGCGGCGGCGGCGGCCGGAGUUCCGCAGAGCUACCAUCAGCCCGUUGGUGCCUACGGCGGCUACCAGUUCCCAGAAUACGCGUACGGAGCCGCCGCGCAAAGCGCCGGGACCGGCCGGCAUGUAAUGCCCGGGCCCAUGGCCGCGCUGAUCGGCCCGGGAAGCCACAGCCAUCCGCAACACCACAUUCCUGGACCGGCACCGGGACCAACACCGGGACCGGCUCCGGGCUUGCUGAUACCCGGAACAAACACAGCGGCUCACACCGGACCCGGCGGCAUGGCCGGUGCUCACAUCGCUACUCCGAUGUCCGCCCAGAACUCCGGAAAUGAUCCGCAACACGGGGUCGCCGGUGUUCGGAACUCCGCCGCCGACGUGGUCAAGUCCGAGCCAGACCAAAGACAAGCAUAA